Molecule: messenger RNA, 1976 nt
Organism: Anastrepha obliqua
Lineage: Eukaryota; Metazoa; Arthropoda; Insecta; Diptera; Tephritidae
Gene: ais
Product: DEAD box protein 52 homolog
Exons: 6
Coding region: 128-1900 (590 amino acids)
Biological process (GO): maturation of SSU-rRNA
Molecular function (GO): RNA helicase activity; ATP binding; nucleic acid binding
Source: RefSeq, a predicted model, not a curated record
ACACGUGCUGUGGAAUAUGUGGCUCUGAUUAUAAAUGCAAAAAACAGAAGUAAUUUUUGCUGUAUAAUUUCGUGUAUUCAUAAACUAACUAAUAACAGAUAAGAAGUGGAAGUAAGAAUAAACAGCCAUGGACUCACAUGAUAUAUUCCUUCAACUAACAAGGGGUGCACGCUUUACGCACUCUAAACCUAGAACCGAAACUAAAAAAAUAAGUACGAAAGUGGAAUUAACAGAGUCCAAGUCGAUAGACUCCAUAGUUGAGACUUCUCCGAAAAGUUCAAAUAUUGAAGAUGAUUCUCAGAGCGCUGACUUCGUUUCUGAAGAGGAGGAGCAUGAAUUCAACUAUAUCAGUGGGAAAGAUGUUAAACGUGAAAAAGUGAAACAGAAAAAGACAACUACGCCUGAAGAAAGGGAAGCAAACCAGAAAGAGGAGAUGGUGGCACUGCUUCGCAAAGACUAUUUAAUAAAUGUACGUGGAAAGAACAUUCCUCCGCCCGUCACAUCAUUUGAGGAAUUGAAAAACGAAUAUAAAAUGUCUGAUCGCCUGUUGCUGAAUCUUGAAUCUGCCACAUAUGCGUCGCCCACACCUGUACAAAUGCAAGCUAUGCCUCUUUUGUUACAAGGACGUAACGUGAUGGCUUCGGCGCCGACUGGUUCUGGCAAAACUAUUGCUUUUCUGGCACCGUUAAUUAAUGAUUUGCGCAAGCCCAGCAAAGUUGGUUUUCGCGCUGUUGUUUUGGCGCCAACCCGUGAACUUGCAGCUCAAAUUUACAGAGAAUGCGUGCAGUUGGCACAAAAUACGGCCCUAAAAAUAUAUUUUCAGACCAAAGCAACAAGUAAUAAAUUGGCCACGGGGCAAAGUAACAAAAAUUAUGACAUACUAAUAUCUACACCGAAUCGUGUUCGCUUUCUGCUGGAGCAGGAACCACCAGCUCUACGGUUAACAGAAGUCGAAUGGUUGGUUAUUGAUGAAGCGGAUCGUUUAAUGGAGGAAGGCAUAAAUAAUUUUAAAGACCAAGUAGAUGUCAUUUUGGCGGCAUGCACCAAUCAGCGUAAGAAGUUGGCACUAUUCAGUGCAACAUAUACAGUUCCUGUGGCAAAAUGGGCGAUAAAAAAUCUCCCCAAUUUAGCACGAGUAAUAAUUGGUCAAGAAAAUAGUGCUACCGAUUCGGUGGAGCAGGAAUUGCUAUUUGUUGGCUCUGAGAGUGGAAAACUGUUGGCAAUAAGAGAUAUGGUGCGCAAAGGAUUAAAACCUCCAGUUUUGGUAUUUGUACAAAGUAAGGAACGGGCAAAGGAGCUAUUUCAGGAACUGCUUUACGAUGGCAUCAACGUUGAUCUUAUACAUGCCGAUCGUUCACAACAACAGCGUGACAAUUGUGUUCGGGCUUUUCGGGAAGGGCAUAUUUGGGUGUUGAUUUGUACUGAACUGAUGGGGCGUGGUAUUGAUUUCAAAGGCGUUAAUCUUGUAAUAAACUACGAUUUUCCGCCAUCUGUCAUUUCUUAUAUACACCGUAUUGGACGUACGGGUCGAGCAGGCAGAAAUGGCAAAGCUAUAACAUUCUUCACACAAAGUGAUACCCCAAAUCUAAAAAGCAUUGCACAAAUUAUUAAGAACUCCAAUGGUAAAGUGCCUGAUUUCAUAUUGACUUUGAAAAACCGGCGUAAAACAGAACGCAAGUGGCUGGAAAAUCACGCACCCAAGCGCGAGAGUAUCUCGACAAGAAUAUCAAAGAAUGCAGAAAAGGAAGAUGUUGAAGUGGAAAGUGACAAAUCAACGGCGAAAAAGCGUAAGGCAAAGGUUGAUUUGGACGCGCAGGUUGCUCGAGCUAAUAAAAAUGCCAAAAUGUCUUCAAAUGCCAAGCCAACGCAACGCAAAAAAAUAAAAUCGAAAACACAGUAACACAAUUUUGCUGCAAUAGUUUAGAUUAAAUUCAGUUGUUUUGCUUUUUAUUAAUAAAUACAUUUAUAAACAAAUA